AUGUCAGAUACCGACAAUACAGCUAAUUAUAACUCCACCACAAUUCAGCAACAACAGCUACAAGUGAGCACGGGAGCUGACAUUUGGCUAGGAGCACUAUUCAUCGGCGCGGCGAUAGCAUUAACAAUACACUCAGCUUGCAGAAUGUAUUUACUUCGCAUGGCAACUCUGAAAUCGCUUCUCAUAAUUAUGUGUAAUGUGCUUUUAUUUCUAGUUGAGCUGAAUACGCUGCUGCAAGUUUAUUCUGUAAUUUUGCACAUGCGUAAUUAUGCAAGAAUUACUUCAGUGGUGAGAAUAGUGAAUGAUAUAUUUUUUAUAUUUCUGGAACCGAGUAUUUUGUAUUUAGCUUAUCAGCGCUGUGAAAAAGAAUAUCAAGCAUACACCAAACACAAAAAAGUACAUUACACUCUUUUCGCAUUCCGCGGUCUAACACUAAUUCUAUUAUUUUUCAGCGACCUACUAAGCGCAGUCACUACCACCACAAGCAUACCCUCAAUCUUCACGAAAAUGGAACAAUCGACUGCGACAAUCCCAAAAAUCUACUACAUAGCAUCCGAAAUAAUUUUCAUUCGAAUCCUCCUGGAGCGUAGCAACCGCGAAUUUGCGAACAAAAAAGAAUAUCGAAGAAUGAAAAAUUACUGUUCUUUGCAAGCGAUCUUUUUCAAAUUUGAUACAUUUUUGUUGUCGACUGCGUUGACUUAUCGCGUGAUAUAUUUGUUGGUUUCGUCGACAGUUACCAUACCUACUUUUUAUUACGCAGACAUUUUAAGUAUUGCGUUUACGCUAUUUUUAAUUACUGAAUAUGGGUUGCGUAUUCCACAAUUGAAACGACAGACUACUAGAAAGAGUGCUUUUAAUGACAACAACACUAUUUCUAAUCAUGUAAAUCAAGCACCAAAAUCAACAACAUCAUCAACGAUGAUAUCACCAACCGAAGAUUCAGAAAUAGAAAUAGACCCAUUUUUCCCUCCGGUAUCCCCUGAAUACCCCAAAAGUCCUAAUAAAUUAAUAACACGAAAUCGUGAUGAGUGCGAAGUUGAUUCUCCUCACGUUCCGUUAUUUAAUACAAUAUCAAGAACCACCACAAUAACUACCACUGUAAGCCAUCAAAAAAACGUCAAUGAUGAGUGGUACGCUGUACAGUUUGACGACGAUCCACCACCGUCAAACUUGGAAGAAGAAGAAUUUAAUGAUUACUUGAACGAUAAAAAUGCAAUAGAAAUGUCGAUAAUGCAUAAAUAG
Ambispora leptoticha is the source of this 1242-nucleotide messenger RNA. The record is from the annotation of a GenBank genome assembly. NCBI's taxonomy places the organism in Eukaryota, Fungi, Glomeromycota, Glomeromycetes, Archaeosporales, Ambisporaceae.